Messenger RNA from Danio aesculapii, 1663 nucleotides. RefSeq names its product glycoprotein IX (platelet) (gene gp9). The transcript is spliced from 3 exons. The record is from RefSeq and is a predicted model, not a curated record. The coding region runs from base 221 to 919 and encodes 232 amino acids. NCBI's taxonomy places the organism in Eukaryota, Metazoa, Chordata, Actinopteri, Cypriniformes, Danionidae.
UGUUUUCAGUUCACAGUGCCGGUAUAGUUAUUUCAGAAUUUGCAAGAACCGGGAUAAAUGUUUCAUAUUCCCAGUUGCUGACUGAAAGGUUUAGAAUACGUCAGUAAACAGUGCUGAAAGGGAUCGAAAGUGAAAAGUGAGUUAUUACUUACCACGCUGUGUGAAAACCUGGCCAGAAAGUUCCUUGUAAAUGAAAGUGAUCUGAAGAUAAAGACAGAGGAUGCUCUUCUCUCUUCUUUUAUGCUCCUUCUUUACACACGUCGGCUGUGACUCCUGCAGGUGCAUGAGUUUGCCCUCUAAAGGUGUGUAUGUAAACUGCAGCUGGCAGGGCCUGAGGAACAUCCCUCACCUUCCUGCCCACAUCACAGAGCUGCUGCUGCAGAAUAACCUGCUGACCACCAUUAUUCCAGGACAGCUGGACAUGCUCCACAACCCCAGGCUGGUGAAUUUAUCCGGGAACCCUUUCCACUGUGACUGCCAUAUUCUGUAUUUACGACAAUGGCUGAAGCUGAAUAAAGCAGUGUCUGUGAUGCCAACGUGUGCCAGUCCUCCAGAACUUGCCCAAAAGUCCAUCGAUGAGCUGACCGAUGCUGAUCUCCCUUCCUGUGCCUCGAAUCAAUGCUCUGGAUUGGUUUAUAAUGCCGUCUUAUGCUCACUGCUUUGCAUUCUCAUCGGUUUGCUGCUGUGGUGUGUGCAGCUAGCAAGAAACUCGACCUUCAUUCUAGGAAUUGAUGAGAGACACACUGGAUUCGAGGCAGAAUCUCUUCGAUCGCUCAAACCCAAACACAGAAUGAGGAUGAGGUACAGUAUUGGGUCAGGAACCGAUGAUAUGGACAAGCCUUUACUCAACAUGGACAUUCUGCCUCAGAUACUGGAUGUCCUGCACAAGCAACACAACAUUAAGAUUAAAGUACCAUGAAAAAAAAGAUUGUUUACUGAUCAUUUUACUUGUGUAUAGUGUUUUAUUCCAUUUGCACAAUUAUUUGACAUGUAAAACAUAGACUGCCAUUUACAUCAAAGACUUAUUUCAAACUGUUUAUGAGUUUAUUCUUUGGUUGAAGACAAAAGGAGGUAUUUUGAAGAAAGCUGAAAACCUGUAACCAUUGACUUCCAUAGUAGGAAAAAUUUAUAUCAUGCAAUAUGUGGCGAUGCAGUGGUGCAGUAGGUAGUGUUGUCACCUCACAGCAAGAAGGUCACUGGCUUAAGCCUCGGCUGGGUCAGUUGGCGUUUCUGUGUGGAGUUUGCAUGUUCUCCCUAAGUUUGUGUGGGUUUCCUUCGGGUGCUCCGGUUUCCCCCACAGUCAUGCGGUACAAGUGAAUUGGGUCAGCUAAAUUGGGUCAGCUAAAUUGUCCGUAGUGUAUGAAUGAGUGUGUGUGGUUGUUUCCCAGAGAUGGGUUGCAGCUGGAAGGGCAUCCGCUGCGUAAACGUGCUGGAUAAGUUGGCGGUUCAUUCCGCUGUGGCGACCCCGGAUUUAUUUAAUAAUAUUUAUUAUUAUUAUUAUUAUUAUUAUUAUUAUUAUAUCAUUUCUCAAUGCUUACAGGUUUCCAACAUUCUUCAAAAUAUCUUCUUUUGUAAGGAGGGAAGUUUAAAACAAGUAAAUGGUGAGUGAAUGAUGACAAUUUACAUUUUGGGGUUAACUCCAUUUAAAAUGCUACAGUAAGUG